AUGAUUAUUCCAGCAGUGGUUCUUGUUUCACUAAGCUGGAUGAGUUUGUGCUAUUAUCCGACUUUCGCAGCAGGAAGCAGCUGCAGGGAAUCAGAAAGAGAAGCUCUUUCCAGAGUGAUGGCCGAUCUCCAAGACCCUUCAGGCCGGCUCUCUCCACGGGCUGCAGGCAGCAAUGGAGACUGCUGCAAUUGGCCUGGCGUCGUAUGCGACAACGUUACUGGUCAUGUCACUGAGCUCCAUCUGGAUUGUCCUCAAUGUUCUGAGGAUUCUGCAUUUAAGAGUAAGAUCAGUCCCUCCUUACUCAAGUUGAAGCACCUCAGUUAUCUUGACAUGUCAGGAAACAAUUUCCAAGGGACUCCGAUUCCAGGAUUUAUUGGCUCCAUGAGCAGCUUAAAUUCUCUUUUCCUUGACGAGUCUGGAUUUGGGGGAUUCAUCCCUCAUCAACUUGGGAAUCUCUCGAACUUGCAACAACUUGGCCUCCGGGCUGCUGCUGGUGAAGGUGGUGGGGAUGCGCCAUAUGCUGAUAGUUUGCGGUGGCUUUCUGGUCUUCCUUCGCUAGAAUACCUUGAUUUGAGUUACGUCAAUCUCAGCAAUGCUUCCGAUUGGCUCAACAUGAUAAACACUCUCCCUUCUCUUACAGAAUUGUACCUGUCAAACUGCCGAAUUUCACAUAAUCCACCUAUAGCAAGAGUCAACCUAUCAUCGUUGUCAACUCUUGAUCUGUUUCGGAAUCAAUUUGGUCCGACUUCAUUUCCAAGCUGGGUAUCUCAAUUGAAAAGCCUGACUUCGUUGGAUCUAGCAGGCAACAACCUUCAAGGUGCGAUUCCAGGGGAGCUUCAAAACCUUACCUCCCUCGUACAUCUUACACUGUCUUCAAACAAGUUCAAUGGUCCCUUGCCAGAUUGGUUGUUCAGUUUUCGCCACCUCGAGUACCUCGACAUUUCUGCCAAUAAGCUGGAAGGCAGAGUUCCUAAUUCCAUCGGGAACCUGACAUCUCUGGUUACUCUCGAUUUGUCGUUCAAUCGGGGUCUUCGAUUUGAAGGAGGGAUUCCAGCAUCAUUCAAAAGCCUCUGCCAUUUGAGUGUACUAUACCUGUCAGGCACAAGGCUGAAUCAAAGUGUAUCAGAGUUGCUCGAAAUCCUUGGAGAGUGUCCUUCUACCAGUCUAAAGCGAAUGUCGUUGUCAGAGUGCCAGCUGUUUGGUCAGUUGAGCGAUGAAAUUAGGAAGUUCAAGAGAUUAAGUCGCCUUUCCCUACAGAUUAACUCCAUUUCUGGACCAAUUCCGAUGUCAUUCGGGGAACUAAAAUCCUUGACAUACGUAACCCUCGCUAGAAACCAGAUCAAUGGGACAAUUCCCACAAGUUUUGGGGAACUUACCGAGUUGACGUGGGUUGAUAUUUCUCUCAACUCUAUGGGAGGUGUUAUCUCCCCUGAAAUCCACUUCGCCAAACUCACGAAGCUGGCUUGUUUCUUUGCAUCUGGGAAUCGGAUGACGUUGGAAAGUAGACCAGAUUGGAUUGCACCCAAGAUGCUCGAGAUACUGCACUUGAAUUCCUGGUACCUCGGACCUGCCUUCCCCAAAUGGCUCCAAGGGUUUCAGUAUCUCAAGUCUCUUGAUCUCUCCGACUCUGGAAUUUCAGAACCCAUUCCUGAUUGGUUCUGGAGCACGCAUUCUCAGUUCUACUAUCUGAACAUGUCACGUAACCAAAUCCCUGGACGGGUUCCAAAAUUUAUCUCAGUUAGUUCCUUUGACUCGUUGUUUGACUUCAGUUGGAAUAGAUUGGAGGGGCCUCUACCGGUUAUCUCCUCCAAUUUUACUGCAUUGGACCUUUCCAGCAACUUAUUUACCGGGAACUUGCUCAAGUUCUUGUGCUUUAAUCCAACUCAGGCGAGGGACACACAGUUUCUUAACCUUCAAGACAACUUUCUCUCUGGAGAGAUACCCGAUUGCUGGAGGAGUUGGCAGAACUUGAGGGUUUUGAGGCUGGGCAGCAACAACUUGAAAGGUAAGAUUCCGAGGUCAAUUGGAAGUUUAACCUCCCUUGUUUCACUACGUCUCCAGAAUAACAGCCUGGCCAAUGAAAUCCCUUCAUCAGUCAGCAACUGCACUAGUCUAGUAUCUAUCGACUUGGCCGAUAACAGGUUGGAAGGUAUGCUACCAGAGUGGAUGGGGAAAACCCUUUCGAGUCUCCGGAUCAUCAACUUUCGAGGGAAUAAGUUGCAUGGAAAUAUUCCUGAAGAGCUAUGCCGUCUCCAGCUCCUGCAAAUCUUGGACCUUUCUCAUAACUCGCUUUCAGGCGAAUUGCCAGAAUGUAUUUCCAAUUUCAGCGCCAUGGCAAACAGCUCCAAAAGUGAUGCAGAAGGAGUAAUAUACCUCUUCUUUGGUGGGGCGAAAUCAUUCGUGGAGUAUCAAUUCCUGGUGACACAAGGGCAGGUUAAGGGUUACAGCACCAUACUGAAUUACGUCAGGAGUUUGGACCUUUCCUGGAAUAAGCUAUCAGGAAAGUUUCCAAAGCAGAUGACGAAGCUAAUGGCCUUGCAGUACCUGAACAUGUCUCAUAAUUUACUGUCAGGUGAGAUCCCCGGGGAUAUAGCUGCCAUGGGAUCGCUGGAAUCCUUGGACUUAUCUGGAAACCGAAUCUCAGGGAAAAUCCCCCCAGGAUUGGCAAGUUUGACAUUCUUGAAUCACCUCAACUUGUCACACAACAACUUGAGUGGGAGAAUUCCUUCAAGCACCCAGCUCCACAGCUUCGAUCCAUCCAGCUUUAUCGCAAACAAAGGACUUUGUGGUCCUCCGUUGAAUGUAAGCUGCAUCACGAGUUACAUUUUUAGCGUACCUGAUUCUGGUGAAGAUGGCUUGGUUUGGUUCUCCGGAAGCAUAUAUGCUGGUUUUGUGGUUGGGUUUUGGGGCAUAGUUGGAUCUAUAAUAUUCUCCAGACCCUGGAGAGAGUUGUAUUUUGGUUUCCUAGAUGACAUGGAGUUCAAGCUGUGGACGUGGUUGAAGAAGCUGUAG
This is a messenger RNA of Linum tenue, 3012 nucleotides long. Lineage: Eukaryota; Viridiplantae; Streptophyta; Magnoliopsida; Malpighiales; Linaceae. The record is from the annotation of a GenBank genome assembly.